This is a messenger RNA of Strongyloides ratti, 1167 nucleotides long. Its product is annotated as C2 domain and Synaptotagmin domain-containing protein. The transcript has 5 exons. The record is from RefSeq and is a predicted model, not a curated record. Lineage: Eukaryota; Metazoa; Nematoda; Chromadorea; Rhabditida; Strongyloididae. Gene Ontology annotation, cellular component: dense core granule; synaptic vesicle membrane; axon. The coding region runs from base 1 to 1167 and encodes 388 amino acids. Gene Ontology annotation, biological process: regulation of calcium ion-dependent exocytosis; regulation of dopamine secretion; cellular response to calcium ion. Gene Ontology annotation, molecular function: syntaxin binding; calcium ion binding; clathrin binding.
AUGUUAGGUUCUUGUGGAUAUUUUAUUUCAUGUAAUCCAAUUAUUAGAAUAUUUACUAUAUGUUUACCAUUUAAAACUUCAAAUACAGGAAGGGAAAGUAAAAAAGAUUUUACAACAAAAUUAGUACCAUCAUCAUUUGUUCCAAUAACAUCAAGUAAAAUUUCUAUACAACCAUAUAAUGGUGAAUAUAAACCAUCACUUGAAAAGAAUGACUCUACAGAAUCAAAAAACACUUCUUCAAGUUUUAUUGGAAAAAAAUUAUCUCGUUCUAUUUUUUCAUCUGCUAGUAAAGACUCAACAAAUUCUGAUAAUCCAUUAUAUUUAUAUGGUGAGAUACGGUAUAAGCUUGAUUAUGAUUUUAGUACAAAUAAGCUUGCUGUGACAAUUGUUGAAUGUCGUAAUUUACCAGCUAUGGAUAGAAAUGGAUCCUCUGAUCCAUAUGUCAAAUUAUCUAUUUUACCAGAAAAAAAGCAAAAAUUCGAAACAAAAAUUAAAAGAAAUAAUCUUAAUCCAUUUUUUGAUGAAACAUUUCUUUUUAAUAUUCCAUUUAAUGAGCUUUAUAAUAUGACAUUACAAUUAUCAGUUUAUGAUUUUGAUAGAAUAUCAAAAGAUGACAGAUUGGGACAAUUAUUAAUACCAUUAGAAGGAGUUGACUUUGGUACGACAACAGAUAAAUGGGCAUGUUUAGAAAAACCUGAAUCAGACAGUGAUUCUAAAGAUGGUAGAUUAGGUGAUAUUUGCUUUUCAAUUAGAUACCGACCAACAACAGGAAUAUUGACAGUCACAAUUAUGGAAGCCAGAAAUUUAAAAAAAAUGGAUGUUGGUGGUAGUAGUGAUCCAUACAUAAAAAUAUACCUUCAUCAUGGAAAAAAAAUGUUAAUGAAAAAGAAGACAACUAUAAAGUAUAAAACUCUUAACCCAUAUUAUAAUGAAAGUUUCCAAUUUAAAGUUCCACCAAAUAUUUUACAGAAUGUAUACUUAGAAGUUAGUGUCUGGGAUUAUGAUAAAGUUUCUAAAAAUGAUUUUAUUGGCCAUGUUAUUGUUGGAAGUGAAAAUAUUACACAACAAUCAAUUACAUUAGGAGCACAUCAACAAUGGGGAGAAAUGUUAAUAACAAAACGUCCAAUUGUCAGAUGGCAUACAUUACAAGCAAAAGAAAAAGAUUAA